CUGUGCUUCCAGUGCAGGGGUCACAGGUUCGAUCCCUGGUCAGGGAACUUGAGAUCCUGCAUGCCGUGCAGCAUGGCCAAAAAAUAAACAAAUAAAUAAAAUAACAAUUAAAAUAAUAAAAUGAUUUUUAAAGUAUAAAUGUGGAGUUCAGUUGGGAGACUACUCACUGUUCUACAGCUGUCUAGCUGUGUGGAGAGAAGUCACAUAACCUCUCUGAAUUGGCAUUCAGAGCUUAUACUUGGGUAUAUUUCCUUUCAGUCUUUUCCUGUGCAUUUUAGGAGCUUGUUAGAGAUCAGUUGUGUCCUAUAUUUCACCUCAGUCUUUGAAGACUAAAGUCUCCUGUUUGGGUAAAAUAUUGUUUAAGUCCCCCUUUAAAGAGCAGUUUGCCAGCCUGUGCUUGCCCAAACAUCCAGAGAAUAACUGUAGCAAGUGAGCCAAGCUCCAGGAUCUGUAAGAAUCGCUAGCAACUGAGCAUAUUUCUAUAAAGCAAUAAAGGUUUUUCUGUUUUGUUCAUCUGUUACCCUUAUGCUGUUGCCACUUUCACAUUCAGUGUGUGUAGGUGGAGAGUAUGAGAUAACACCGUUUCACAAAUGAAAGUGAGUGGAAAAGGGCCGCUUUCCCUUUAAGGCAGUUUCAGCCCAAGCUCCCGCCCCUUUCCUGAUUGACAAACCUACCCAAAGUCACAUGAUCCGCCUCUAUUUGAAGGUCACAAAAAGCUGCUUCCUUUAGAGACAGAGGGGGAGAGAGAGAGCAAGAGGGAGAGUGAGUGUGAGAGUUAGUUCAAGCCAAAAUGGCCGACAGAGUCUCUGCUGGUUUCUGAAUAUUUAAAAUAACAAAAAAACAGAUAGACAAAAAGAAAUCAUUUUUUGGACCUUUUUUCAUUUCCAUUUCUACCUUGUAUGCCUCAAUUUGCUGGAUUUAAGCACUGCUGCACUUUAUGAGAGGGUGAGGAUGCCUGGGAGCAGCAAUACCUCAGAGGCAAUGAAUUCAUCACAGGCUCAUAUCUUGGCUUCUUAAUACGAUUUUCAACUACAAGAAACCCCAGCUUCUUGGACAAAUGGCUGAUUACAGGAUUAGAGCAGAGAAGUUUGAAAUGAACCUGGAAUAUCUUGUGCAAAGAAGUCUUCAAGGAUGCUGCAGAGAGAAGGAGCACGAAAGGGAAGAACAGUUAAUGGAAGACAAGAAAAGGAAGAAAGAGGAUAAAAAGAAAAAAGAAGCCACUCAGAAGGUCACGGAACAAAAAACCAAAGUGCCCGAAGUGACGAAACCAAGUUUAAGCCAACCAGCGGCCGCCAGCCCAAUUGGCAGCUCUCCAUCGCCACCAGUCAAUGGUGGCAACAAUGCCAAAAGGGUGGCAGUGCCGAACGGACAACCGCCAAGCGCCGCCCGCUACAUGCCUCGGGAGGUGCCGCCGCGAUUCCGUUGCCAGCAGGACCACAAAGUGUUACUAAAACGUGGGCAGCCCCCUCCACCGUCCUGCAUGCUCCUCGGGGGCGGGGCGGGGCCUCCUCCCUCCACGGCGCCCGGAGCAAACCCCAACAACGCACAAGUGGCAGGAGCGCUGCUGCAGAGCGAGGGUGGGACCGCACCAGAGUCAACCCUUGGAGGUGCUGCUGCUUCAAAUUAUGCAAAUUCCACUUGGGGCCCGGGAGCCUCCUCCAACAGCGGCGCCUCCUCCAACCCCAUUCACAUCUGGGACAAGGUGAUUGUAGACGGGUCUGACAUGGAAGAGUGGCCUUGCAUUGCCAGCAAAGACACUGAGUCUUCUUCCGAAAACACCACCGAUAACAACAGUGCCUCGAACCCUGGCUCUGAGAAGAGCACUCUGCCAGGAAGCACCACUAGUAACAAAGGAAAAGGGAGCCAGUGCCAGUCUGCAAGUUCCGGGAACGAAUGUAAUCUUGGGGUCUGGAAAUCUGACCCUAAGGCUAAAUCUGUUCAAUCUUCCAACUCUACUACGGAGAGCAACAAUGGACUAGGAAACUGGAGGAAUGUGAGUGGUCAGGAGAGAAUUGGACCUGGCUCUGGCUUCAGCAACUUUAACCCAAAUAGCAACCCAUCUGCCUGGCCAGCGCUGGUCCAAGAAGGAAAUUCUAGGAAAGGGGCAUUGGAAACGGAGACUAGUAAUUCCAAUGCACAGGUUAGCACAGUAGGUCAGGCAUCCAGGGAACAGCAGUCAAAGAUGGAAAAUGCGGGUGUUAAUUUUGUUGUCUCUGGCAGAGAGCAGGCUCAAAUUCAUAACACUGAUGGACCAAAAAAUGGAAACACUAACUCCUUGAACUCAAGUUCACCAAACCCCAUGGAGAAUAAGGGAAUGCCCUUUGGGAUGGGCUUGGGGAACGCCUCCAGGAGCACUGAUGCCCCUUCACAAAGCACUGGAGAUCGAAAGACUGGGAGUGUUGGAUCUUGGGGUGCAGCUAGGGGGCCUUCUGGAACUGACACAGCCUCUGGACAAAGCAAUUCUGGAAACAAUGGGAACAAUGGAAAGGAGAGAGAGGAGUCCUGGAAAGGAGCUCCUGUUCAGAAAUCAACUGGGUCAAAAAGUGACUCUUGGGACAACAAUAACAGGUCUACGGGUGGGUCCUGGAACUUUGGCCCUCAGGACUCUAAUGACAACAAAUGGGGUGAAGGGAACAAAAUGACAUCCGGGGUCUCUCAGGGAGAAUGGAAACAGCCGACUGGGUCUGACGAGUUGAAAAUUGGAGAAUGGAGUGGUCCAAACCAACCAAAUUCUAGCACUGGAGCAUGGGACAAUCAGAAGGGCCACCCCCUCCCUGAAAACCAAGGCAAUGCCCAGGCUCCCUGUUGGGGAAGAUCUUCCAGCUCCACGGGAAGUGAAGUUGGAGGUCAAAGCACUGGAAGCAACCACAAAGCAGGAAGUAGUGACAGUCACAAUUCUGGCCGUCGGUCGUACCGGCCCACACAUCCUGAUUGUCAGGCUGUCUUGCAGACUCUUUUGAGCCGAACUGAUUUGGACCCCAGGGUGCUCUCAAACACUGGCUGGGGCCAAACUCAAAUUAAGCAGGACACAGUGUGGGACGUUGAAGAGGUGCCAAGGCCCGAGGGGAAAUCUGACAAAGGAACUGAGGGGUGGGAGAGCGCUGCCACACAGACCAAGAGCUCAGGGGGCUGGGGAGACGCACCCAGCCAAAGCAAUCAAAUGAAGUCUGGAUGGGGAGAGCUCUCAGCCUCUACAGAGUGGAAAGACCCCAAGAACACAGGAGGCUGGAAUGACUAUAAGAACAACAACUCUUCCAACUGGGGAGGAGGACGACCGGACGAGAAGACAUCUUCCUCUUGGAAUGAGAACUCUAGCAAGGAUCAGGGGUGGGGAGGUGGACGCCAGCCCAACCAAGGAUGGACUUCUGGAAAGAAUGGUUGGGGAGAGGAGGUGGAUCAGGCGAAAACCAGCAAUUGGGAAAAUGCUGCAAGUAAACCUGUGUCCGGGUGGGGCGAAGGUGGGCAGAGUGAAAUCGGGACUUGGGGGAGUGGUGGGAACGCAAGCCUGGCUUCCAAAGGCGGGUGGGAAGACUGCAAAAGGUCUCCGGCAUGGACGGAGACAGGCAGACAGCCCAGUUCCUGGAACAAACAGCACCAACAGCAGCAGCCGCCACAGCAGCUACCACCACCACAACCUGAAGCCUCUGGCUCCUGGGGAGGCCCAGCCCCACCACCGCCAGGCAACGGACGACCUUCCAAUUCCAACUGGAGCAGCGGGCCGCAGCCAGUAACCCCCAAGGAUGAGGAACCCAGCGGUUGGGAAGAGCCAUCCCCGCAGUCGAUCAGUCGGAAGAUGGACAUUGACGAUGGCACUUCCGCGUGGGGAGACCCCAACAGUUAUAACUACAAGAAUGUGAAUCUGUGGGAUAAGAAUUCCCAAGGGGGCCCAGCACCUCGAGAAGCAAACCUGCCUACCCCGAUGACCGGCAAAUCAGCAUCAGUCUGGAGCAAAAGCACACCAUCUGCUCCAGAUAAUGGUACUUCAGCUUGGGGUGAGCCAAACGAAAGCAGUCCUGGGUGGGGCGAGAUGGAUGACACGGGAGCGUCGACAACAGGCUGGGGGACUGCACCCUCCAAUGCUCCAAAUGCCAUGAAACCUAAUUCCAAAUCUAUGCAAGAUGGCUGGGGGGAGAAUGACGGGCCAGUGGCAGGAACUCGCCAUCCCAGCUGGGAAGAGGAGGAUGAUGGAGGAGUCUGGAACACUGCCGGCUCUCAGGGAAGCGCUUCCUCCCACAACUCAGCAAGCUGGGGACAAGGAGGAAAGAAACAAAUGAAGUGCUCACUCAAAGGAGGAAACAGUGAUUCAUGGAUGAAUCCUCUUGCCAAACAGUUUUCAAAUAUGGGAUUGCUGAGUCAAACUGAAGAUAACCCAAGUAGCAAAAUGGAUUUGUCUGUAGGGAGCCUUCCAGAUAAAAAAUUUGAUGUGGACAAGCGAGCAAUGAAUCUCGGGGAUUUUAAUGAUAUCAUGAGGAAGGAUCGAUCUGGGUUCCGUCCACCUAAUUCCAAAGACAUGGGAACCACAGAUAGUGGGCCUUAUUUUGAGAAGGGUGGCAAUCAUGGUUUGUUUGGAAAUAGCACAGCACAAUCGAGAGGCGUGCACACCCCCGUGCAGCCACUGAACUCUUCUCCUAAUCUCCGGGCGCAAGUGCCUCCCCAGUUCAUUUCCCCCCAGGUUUCUGCCUCAAUGCUUAAGCAGUUUCCCAACAGUGGCCUGAAUCCAGGUCUUUUCAACGUGGGGCCCCAGUUAUCUCCUCAACAAAUUGCCAUGCUGAGCCAGCUCCCACAGAUUCCUCAGUUUCAGUUGGCAUGUCAGCUUCUCCUGCAGCAGCAGCAACAGCAGCAGUUGUUACAAAACCAGAGGAAGCUUUCUCAAGCUGUUCGCCAGCAGCAGGAGCAGCAGCUGGCUCGGAUGGUGAGCGCCCUCCAGCAGCAGCAGCAGCAACAGCAGCAGCAGCAGCAGAGGCAGCCCAGCAUGAAGCAUUCGCCAUCUCAUCCCGUUGGGCCCAAGCCACAUCUGGACAACAUGGUACCCAACGCUCUGAAUGUGGGGCUCCCAGACCUUCAAACCAAAGGGCCAAUAUCUGGAUAUGGUUCUGGCUUCAGCUCCGGCGGCAUGGACUACGGCAUGGUUGGUGGGAAGGAGGCUGGAACAGAGUCUCGCUUUAAACAGUGGACCUCCAUGAUGGAGGUGCCCUCUGUAGCCACACAGGAAGCCAAUAUGCACAAAAAUGGCGCUAUCGUGGCCCCUGGUAAGACCCGAGGAGGGUCACCAUACAACCAGUUUGACAUCAUCCCAGGUGACACACUGGGUGGCCAUACGGGUCCUGCUGGUGAUAGCUGGUUACCUGCCAAAUCUCCACCAACAAAUAAAAUCGGAAGUAAAUCUAGCAAUGCCAGUUGGCCUCCAGAAUUCCAACCAGGAGUGCCAUGGAAAGGUAUCCAAAACAUUGACCCUGAAUCUGACCCCUAUGUCACCCCAGGAAGUGUGCUGGGGGGUACAGCCACAUCUCCCAUUGUAGAUACUGACCACCAACUUCUGCGGGAUAACACCACAGGGUCUAAUUCUUCCCUCAACACCUCGCUGCCUUCACCUGGUGCCUGGCCCUACAGUGCCUCUGACAACUCCUUUACCAACGUUCAUAGCACUUCAGCAAAGUUUCCUGAUUACAAAUCAACAUGGUCCCCAGAUCCCAUAGGACACAACCCCACUCAUCUCUCCAACAAGAUGUGGAAAAACCAUAUUUCCUCAAGGAACACUACACCGCUGCCCCGCCCUCCUCCCGGUCUGACCAACCCCAAACCAUCAUCUCCCUGGAGCAGCACAGCACCCCGCUCAGUCAGGGGGUGGGGGACACAGGACUCACGGCUCGCCUCCGCCUCUACCUGGAGUGAUGGUGGUUCAGUUCGUCCUAGUUACUGGCUGGUUCUUCACAAUCUCACUCCACAGAUUGAUGGGUCAACCUUGAGAACCAUCUGCAUGCAGCAUGGCCCACUGCUGACAUUCCAUCUGAACCUAACCCAGGGCACUGCCCUGAUCCGAUACAGCACCAAACAGGAGGCGGCCAAGGCCCAAACUGCACUGCACAUGUGUGUGUUGGGAAACACUACCAUCCUGGCUGAGUUUGCCACUGAUGACGAAGUCAGCCGCUUUCUGGCACAAGCUCAGCCCCCUACACCUGCGGCAACCCCGAGUGCGCCCGCCGCGGGCUGGCAGUCCCUGGAGACCGGCCAGACCCAGUCAGAUCCCGUCGGACCUGCUCUGAAUCUUUUCGGUGGGUCCACAGGGCUCGGGCAGUGGAGCAGCGGUGCUGGUGGCGGCAGUGGGGCCGACCUUGCCGGCGCUUCAUUGUGGGGCCCCCCCAACUACUCUUCUAGCUUGUGGGGAGUCCCGACCGUGGAAGACCCUCAUAGGAUGGGCAGCCCUGCUCCUUUACUACCUGGUGACCUUCUGGGAGGAGGGUCGGAUUCAAUCUGAACUUAGAACUUUCAACUCUGACCUCGUGACCUUUUUUGGAACAGCAGCAGCACUAACUUGACCUUUUCGUUUUUUUUUUCAACUUGCAAUAAAUACAUUUUUAAAAGGAAAAAAGAAAACGGAGAGAGGAAAAAAAAAAAGGUGGGUCAUUGACAGACUGUCUGAGCACAUAGUUGCCUCCCUUCUAACUUCAGUUUUUUCGUUUGGAAUAUGAAUCCAAAAAGAGAACAUAUCACUCUUGAAAUACUUGAAUCAUGAACGCCAACCUAGAAAGACAAUGUGAAGCAAGUACACAUACCAUUUAAAUUUAAACACAAAAAAAAAUUAAAAAAAUUAGUUUCUAGUUUUUCACUUUUUUCAUGUUAUAUGGAAGUUGUUGCUAAGAAACAUAUAUACUGAAAAAAAAAUAGCUUUUUAACUUUG
Bubalus bubalis (water buffalo) is the source of this 6898-nucleotide messenger RNA. RefSeq names its product trinucleotide repeat containing adaptor 6B (gene TNRC6B). Gene Ontology annotation, cellular component: P-body; nucleoplasm. Gene Ontology annotation, molecular function: nucleic acid binding. NCBI's taxonomy places the organism in Eukaryota, Metazoa, Chordata, Mammalia, Artiodactyla, Bovidae. The transcript has 23 exons. The record is from RefSeq and is a predicted model, not a curated record. Bases 1058 to 6475 code for a protein of 1805 amino acids. Gene Ontology annotation, biological process: positive regulation of nuclear-transcribed mRNA poly(A) tail shortening; miRNA-mediated post-transcriptional gene silencing.